Sodiomyces alkalinus F11 is the source of this 1998-nucleotide messenger RNA. RefSeq lists its product as hypothetical. NCBI's taxonomy places the organism in Eukaryota, Fungi, Ascomycota, Sordariomycetes, Glomerellales, Plectosphaerellaceae. The transcript is spliced from 11 exons. Gene Ontology annotation, molecular function: phosphatidylinositol binding. Gene Ontology annotation, cellular component: intracellular membrane-bounded organelle. The record is from RefSeq and is a predicted model, not a curated record. Bases 1 to 1998 code for a protein of 665 amino acids.
AUGUUCAGCGAAUACUAUACCUCCGACGUCCAGGCCAUCAACCCCCCCUUGCUGCAGGUCCCGACCUUGGGGAGGAUCCACUGUGCCUUGCUGACUUGUCGCCUGACAUCAAAUCCAUCAUCGUCCAUUCGACACCCGCAUCACGCAUUGCAAGUCCGAAAGGCCAGUUUUGGAGAGCAGCCGAGGCAACAACCUGCUAGCCAUCACAUCACGGAACAGAAGGGCACGUCCAUCUUGCAUAUCAUGGCGCCUCCCGCCGAAAUCUCCAUACCAUCCACCAUCCUAUCCACGGGGGAAUCGAAACCCUACACACUUUAUAACAUCGCCCUCCGUCUUCCCCUCCGGUCCUUUGUCGUCCAGAAGCGCUACUCCGACUUCACAGCCCUCCACAACGCCCUAACAUCCCAUGUCGGCUCCCCGCCCCCCGCACCGCUCCCCGCGAAAUCCUGGUUCAAGUCCACCGUCUCGAACCCAGACCUGACCGAAUCCCGCCGCCGCGGGCUCGAAACCUACCUCCGCGCCAUAGCCGAGUCGCCCGACCGCCGCUGGCGCGACGUCCCCGCCUGGCGCGCCUUCCUCAACCUCCCCGCCGGCGGCUCCGGCGGCUCGACGUCCAACUCGGCCGUCUCGGCCCCCGGGCUCUCCGCCACAGCCACCACGACCUCCACGACCAUCAGCGCCCGCGGCGGUUCCGCCGGCGCCUCGUCCUCGUCCUCCGAUCCGGCCACAUGGCUCGACCUCCACCGCGAGAUGAAGGGCUGCUUACACGACGCGAGGCUGGCGCUGGCCCGCCGCGACGCGGCGGCAGAGUCGAGUAACGGUGCUGCGGCAGCCGAAGCCGGUGCUGCUGCCAAGAGGGCGCUCGUCAGGGCGGGGGCCCUGCUCGGGACGCUCGGGGACGGGUUGCGGGCUAUACAGGAGGGGUCGCGGUUGGGGGAGGGCGAGGUGAGGCGGCGGCGGGAUCUGCUUGCGAGCGGCCGCGUCGAGAAGGAAGGGCUGGAGAGGUUGAGUAAUAGCCUGGCGGCGUCGGCGUCGGCGCAGGCGGGGAACGUGGGGCAGGGGGCGGGCGGGGGGCGGGAGGGGUGGGCUUCUGGCACGGACAAGGCGGCUCUCUUGGGCGGCAGAUCGGGGGCGAGGACGGGGGGCAGGGUGCUGGGUGUGCCGUUGGCGGAGUCGGGGCACACGCGGGAGCUGGACAACGAAGGGGUGGUGCAGCUGCAGCGGCGGAUGAUGGGCGAGCAGGACGAGCAGGUCGAUGUGCUGGCUGCGAUUGUGCGGCGGCAGAAGGAGAUGGGGGUGCGGAUCAAUGAGGAGAUUGAGACGCAGACGGAGAUGCUGGACCGGCUGAACGAGGACACCGAUCGGGUGGGCGGCAAGACGGGGGCAGGGGCGGGGGCGAGUGCUUUGUUCACGUUCGUGGUCUUCCCGGGCGUGCUCACGGCGAUGGAGGGCAUUGUUUGGCUGCGUUGGGUGGCCGGUCGGGCUACUGACGCGGUUGCGCGGUGUUUGGAGUUGGUCUUUGUGCUUUCCACUAACUAUCCACUCAAGGAGUGGAAGCAGAGCAAGGGUAUAUUGGGAGCUUCUCGGCCCACCGUCAAUGGGCCGUUGAAACGAUGGAGUGCAAUGAGCAUCGAGUUGAUUCAAGCUUCGGACACUGUCUCGGCUUGUUCUUGGAUUGGAUGGCAGUACGGUACGAUGCCGGUGAGGGCUGCCCACACGUGCGACUUUGAGGUUCCAAACGGUCACCAGAGCCGGGUAAUGCCGGGAUCCGGACAGCUGCAGGCGGCUGCAAACUAUCUCCCCUGCCACGCCAAUACCGAAAACCGAAGGGACGUCCCGCGGUCGGUUGCCGGGCAACGGGGAGGCUGGGAGAUUGGUAGCACAACAUCUGUCGAGCCAUCUGUCAACGCUCAAGAGUCCCACAAGCCGGGGAAUUGCUUUGCGAACUACCCUUCGUCAUUGACUGUUUCACGGCCGAUUUAUGACGUCUCCUCGUGA